AUGGCGAUGGAUACCAAAGAGAUUCAAGAGAAGGGCAAGAUCCUGGCGAAGGUCGUGGCCAGGGAUGCACCUAGAAUUGCUGCUAGGGAAGCGGCUAAGGCCAAGGCUGAGCCUGCAGCUAAGGCAGCUAAGGAGGCAGGGCUGCCUGUGCCGGAGCUGAAAUAUGAAAAGAUGCCUGCCGACGAGGCGAAUAUGGUCCAGGGCGUCCUCAAGGAAAUUCAACAAGGCAUCCGGGCAACAGAGGAUCUGUUACGGCAGACGCGCAUCGGUAUCAUCGUCAACAAGCUCAAAAUCAGCACGUCUGAAGACGUCGGAAGACUUGCCAGUGCCAUUGUCAAGAAGUGGCGCGAUGAUGUGCAGAAGCCCAAGCACGGUGCUACGUCGGCGGCCAGUCGGGCGUUGAGCGGCUCUCCGCGACCAGUAAAGAAGGAUACAAGCGCGUCUACUCCAGCCGCUGCUACACCCUCAGACAAGGCUCCUCCCAAGCCUACUGGGCCCGUGAAAGAUCGAACCUGGACUACAGACGGAGUAGAUAUCAAUCAUACCGAUAAUGGCAACCGGAACAAAUCCAUGGGACUGAUAUACAACGGACUUUGCGCCAAGUCGACCGAGGACCCGAAGGUCAUCCUCCCUCGCGCCAUUGCAGUGGAGAUUGCUGCCUACAAACUCGUGGGACCGGAGACGAAAGCAGAGUACCGGGAUAAAAUCCGCAGUCUUUUCAUGAAUCUGAAGAACAAGUCCAACCCGAAGCUCAGCGUGCGCGUCAUCGAGGGAGAGAUUACCGGCGAGCAACUUGUGCGCAUGUCUUCCGACGAACUGCGAUCUAUUGAGCAGCGUGAGGCAGAUGCCAAAAUCCGCAAGGAGAAUAUGGACAAGGCCAUGGUCGCGCAGCAAGAACGCAGUAUCAGUAAGAGUUUGCAGUGUGGCAAAUGUGGCCAACGCCAGGUUACCUACACCGAAGCCCAGACCCGCGCUGCUGAUGAGCCGAUGACCCUGUUCUGCACAUGUUUGGCUUGCGGCAAGUCCUGGCGCCAGUGA
Messenger RNA from Penicillium paradoxum, 1038 nucleotides. Its product is annotated as transcription elongation factor DST1. The transcript has a single exon. Gene Ontology annotation, molecular function: RNA polymerase II transcription regulatory region sequence-specific DNA binding; zinc ion binding. Gene Ontology annotation, biological process: transcription antitermination; transcription elongation by RNA polymerase II; transcription elongation by RNA polymerase I. NCBI's taxonomy places the organism in Eukaryota, Fungi, Ascomycota, Eurotiomycetes, Eurotiales, Aspergillaceae. The coding region runs from base 1 to 1038 and encodes 345 amino acids. The record is from RefSeq and is a predicted model, not a curated record. Gene Ontology annotation, cellular component: nucleus.